UACUUAAAAUUGUGACCAAGUUAAGCUCCUUCUCUUAAAAGGUUCCUUUGUAUAUGGUGAUAGAACCUUCUAUAGGCUAAUCAAUGAUAUAAUUUAGGAAACUGACAAGACAAUUGAAGUUACAGAGGCUGUUCCCUUUGACUUGUGCCAUUUCUUCUCUGAAUAAACUUCUAUUGAUGCCCCGCUCCACGUUCCAUUCUUCAGUAUUCUUGUAGUUUGUACCUUCCUCAGACUCCCACUUCAGAAACCAAGUAGAGAGAGGGAGAUUAACAGAAAGUGAUGGGUAGAGCUCCUUGUUGUGACAAGGCAAAUGUAAAGAAAGGGCCAUGGUCACCAGAAGAAGAUGCAAAGCUAAAGGACUACAUAGAGCAACAUGGCACUGGAGGCAAUUGGAUUGCGCUUCCACAAAAAGUUGGUUUGAAAAGAUGUGGAAAGAGUUGUAGACUAAGGUGGCUUAAUUAUCUUAGACCCAACAUUAAGCAUGGUCAAUUCUCUGAAGCAGAAGAUAAAAUAAUCUGUAGCCUCUUUGCUAGCAUUGGAAGCAGGUGGUCCAUAAUAGCAUCUCAGUUGCCGGGGAGGACUGACAAUGAUAUCAAGAACUAUUGGAACACCAAGCUUAAGAAGAAAAUGAUGGCCAUGAAUCCUUCACUCCAAAGGAAGCCUCAACAAAUUACCCUUUUAUCCAUCCUUCAAAGUUCAGCAUAUUCAUCACCAUCGUCAUUCAGAGACAGUAACAACAUCUCAUACUACCACCCUCACGGUUCCUUUUCCUACUCGUCAAAUCUUCUGAGUGGUAACAACACUUCUGCUUCUGCUAAUUCCUUCUUUCAAGCACAAGAGAGUUUCAUUGACCCCACUCAGAAGUGCCAAUUCAAAGAUAGCAGCAACAAUAGCAUGUUUUUGUUUGGUGGUGAAGCCACAGCCACAGCCACUAGUUGCAGCUCUUCUGAUGGGAGCUGCAACAACCAGAUAAGCCAUGUCAUAGAGCCAGAGUUUGGUGAUGCAAGUUUUGUUGGUGGGGCUAAUAAUAAUAUUCACCCCUACAGUGGGGUGCUGGAAGAUAAUAAUACUCAGAAGUUGAUGAUGUUCUCCAAUGCUGGUGGUAGUGGUAGUGUUAGUGGGUGGACAGACAAACAAAAUGGAUUAUUAUGGGAACAAAAUCCAUUGGAUUAUGGUCUAGAUGAAAUUAAACAGCUAAUUAGCACUAAUAACAGUUGCAACAACUUUUUGUUUGAUGACAAGAAGACACAAGAAAGAGUCACUUACUUCUGAUGAUGCUGACUGUGAUUAAAAAUUAAGAAGAUUUCUUCAGACUUGUGACUUGUUGGACUCUGUUUGUUUGUGCUUUUGUGGUAUGGGUUUUUAGUUUUAGUUUUUACUUUUUAGUAUUGAAUUAAAUAGAACCACUUUCUUUGUUUGAAAGCACAUUGUAAAAGUUUCCUUUUUGCAGUUACUUUGCCGACGUAACCCUACCCAUUCACAUUCAAACCAUAUACACAUGUCCUAAGGAAGAUAAUAAAAAAAGGAGGAACACUAGGAACCUUUGAUAACUAGAGUUCCCUGUAUGUAAUCCUUUCAUCAUCUUCCAAACAUCAUAAAGAGGCUUGCGGUAGCAUCCACUAAUAUUUUUCGUGUA
Glycine soja is the source of this 1636-nucleotide messenger RNA. Its product is annotated as transcription factor RAX2-like. The record is from RefSeq and is a predicted model, not a curated record. The transcript has 3 exons. Bases 280 to 1272 code for a protein of 330 amino acids. NCBI's taxonomy places the organism in Eukaryota, Viridiplantae, Streptophyta, Magnoliopsida, Fabales, Fabaceae.